Molecule: messenger RNA, 3755 nt
Organism: Cryptomeria japonica (Japanese cedar)
Lineage: Eukaryota; Viridiplantae; Streptophyta; Pinopsida; Cupressales; Cupressaceae
Product: pentatricopeptide repeat-containing protein At3g24000, mitochondrial
Exons: 1
Coding region: 255-3170 (971 amino acids)
Biological process (GO): RNA modification
Molecular function (GO): RNA binding; protein binding; zinc ion binding
Source: RefSeq, a predicted model, not a curated record
CCAAAUAGAAGAUCAAUGGGGAAAUGGCAAUGUAUGCAACUCAGUUGAGGAGAAGUACCAGAUUGUUAGAACCAUAAACAAAAUCGGGCAUCUACCUUGUCUAGCUCUGGAAGAAGCCCACUGCCAACCAACUGACUAAACCCUGCAUCCUCCUUCCUUCAUUUCGACUAAUAAGUUACAGAAUAUCAACCAAAAUUUCCUAAGAAUGAAGGUGGAAACAGACCGAACAGCUGAGUUUUCUUUUGUUACAACAAAUGAUCGGACUACUAUUUCAAACCCUCAGAUGCCGCUCAAACUUCCGUAUUUUCAGUGCUACCAUCCCUGGGUUUGGAUCAUUGAGCCAAUCUAAAAUUUCUCGCAUAAAUAAUGUUAUGCAUGCUUCAAGGUUAUCGGUUGCUCAGCCACAGAUUCACAGAGACAAUGUUAGCUUUUUGGAUAUCAGUGAGGAUAUUUAUACAUUAUGUAAACAGGGUAAGUUGACGGAAGCCCUUCACAUUUUGUAUGAGAUGGACCAACAGGGGAUUUGGCUUGGUUGUAGAACCUACAGUAAUCUGUUACAAGAAUGUGCAAAACUGAAAUCGGUGGCAAAUGCCAAACUUCUUCAUGCCCACAUUAUUGGUUCAGGAGACAAAACGGAUAUUUAUAUAGACAAUGGUCUGAUUAACAUGUAUAGCAAAUGUGGAGAUGUAAUGUCUGCACGCCUAGUGUUCGACCAAAUGCUUGAAACAGAUAUCGUUUCCUGGACUUCCAUGAUUGCAGGAUAUGGUCAGAAUGAGCGCAAUGAAGAUGCAUUGAAGCUUUUCUGCCGAAUGCUGUGUGCAGGAAUAAAACCAGGUCUGUUCACUUUCACUGCAGUCCUGCGGGCUUGUUUGAGCCACAUGGCUUUUGGAUUGGGGAAGACGGUUCAUGCCCUGGCUGUGAAAACUGGGAUGGAAUUGGAUGUCUCUGUAGGCAAUGGCCUUGUUGUUCUGUAUGCUAAGUGUAUGAAAAUAGAGGAUGCACGCCAAGUGUUUGAGGAAAUGAACGAACGAGAUUCUGCAUCAUGGAACAUCAUGAUUGUUACUUAUGCGCAGCAUGGCUUUGAAAAAGAAGCUUUAAAUCUGUUUUGUGUAAUGCAGCAUGAAAAUAUAACGCCAACCCAUAUCUCCUUUGUUAGUAUUCUCACUAUUUGUGCUAGUUCUGGAGCUCUGCAAGAAGGGAAGCAAAUCCAUGCCCACAUCAUCAAGAAAGGAUUUGAAUUACAUACGUUUGUGCUGAAUUUGCUUGUCACUAUGUAUUCAAAGUGUGGAAGCCUAGAUGAUGCUCGUAAUAUGUUUGAUAAAAUGCCUGAACGAGACAAGAUUGCAUGGACUGCAAUGAUUGCAACGUAUGCCCAAAAUGAUUAUACUAAGGAGGCCUUGGAACUCUUUGUUCAAAUGCAAGAGGCAGACAUGAAGCUGGAUGAGGUCACUUUGGCCACUGUCCUCACUGCAUGCGGUAGUCCAGAAACUCUGCAGCACGGGAAAGAGAUGCAUGCUUAUAUGGUGAAGGUUACUGUUGAGCCAGGGAUUUAUGGUGAAAAUGCUCUUGUUACCAUGUAUGGAAAAGCUGGAAGCAUAGAGAGUGCAAGAAAAGUUUUUGACAGAAUGCAGAAUAGAGACAGAAUCUCAUGGAAUGCAAUGAUUGCAGGAUACUGGCAGACUGGAAAUGACGAGGAAGCCCUUAAGCUGUUUCAACUAAUGCUACAGACAGGCAUGGAACUCGAUCACAUUACCUUUACUUGUGUCCUUGGAGCAUGUGCCAACCUAGAAGCACUGGAAUGGGGCUCACUUGUCCACGCCACCAUAAUAAAAGUCGGGUGUGCAUUGAACGUCCCUGCUAGUAAUGCUAUCAUUACCAUGUAUGCAAAAUGUCGAAGAAUAGAGGCUGCACAAAAAAUGUUUCAAACAUUGAGUUCUCGAGAUUUGAUCUCAUGGAAUGCAAUGAUUACAGGGUAUGAACAGAAUGGGUAUGGUGAGGAUGCCCUGAAAUUCAUGUGCCAAAUGCAGAGAUUAGGUAUGAAAUCCAAUGUAUAUACUUUUAUCAGUGUUUUAAGUUCGUGUGCAAGUCUAGCAGCCCUUGAACAGGGCAAACAGGUUUGUGCCUGCAUAAUUAAAACUGGAUUUUACUCGGAAGUAUCUGUAGGGAAUACGCUUGUUACUAUGUAUGCUAAAUGUGGGAAAAUUGAGGAUUCACGCAUGGUUUUUGAUAAAAUGGCUAACAAAAAUGUGAUCACAUGGAAUGCAAUGAUUGCACGGUAUGCCCAGCAUGGGUAUGGCAUGGAAGCCCUUCGCCUUUUUGAGGAAAUGCAGAGUCUAGGCAUCAAACCUGACCAAAUUACCUUCAUUGGUGUUCUCUCUGCAUGCAGCCAUGUAGGUUUACUGGAUGAAGGUCGGUGUUACUUUAAUUCAAUGAGAUGUGACCAUGGUAUCACACCAACAGUAGAGCACUAUGCCUGCAUGGUUGAUCUCUUUGGUCGGGCUGGACGCCUAGAAGAGGCAGAGGAGUUCAUCCAAAAAAUGCCAUUUCCUCCUGGUGCUUUGAUGUGGCGGACCUUGCUUGGUGCAUGUCGAAUUCAUGGCAACAUUGAGAUGGGAGAGCGGGCAGCAGAGCAUCUCCUUGAAGUGGAACCGCGAGAUGCAGCAAGCUAUGUGCUGCUAUCGAACAUUUAUGCUUCUGCUGGGAGAUGGGAUGAUAGAGCAAAAGUUAUAAAAAUGAUGAAAGACAGGGAUUUGAAGAAGGAACCGGGACGCAGCUGGAUUGAAGUCAAGAAUAGGAUACAUUCAUUUGUUACCGAAGACAGAUCACAUCCACAAACAACAGAUAUCUAUGCGAAGUUGGAUGAUUUAAUGAGUAAAAUAAAGCAAGUGGGGUAUUUGCCUGAUAUGAACUUUGUGUUGCAUGAUGUUGAAGAAGAGAAGAAACACUAUUCUCUUUGCCACCACAGUGAGAAGCUUGCAAUUUCCUUCGGGCUUAUCAGCACACCCUCUGGGACAUCCAUCAGAAUCAUGAAGAACCUUCGUGUAUGUGGUGACUGUCACACCGCAACCAAGUUCAUUUCCAAGAUCGUUGGUAGAGAAAUUAUCUUGAGGGAUUCUAACCGAUUCCAUCAUUUUAAGGAUGGCCUGUGUUCAUGUAGAGAUUAUUGGUGAUGCUAACAUCAUAUUGAUUCAAAGAAAAUAGUACAAUAUUUUAAAAAAUCUGGAAAAAAAUGGGUAAUAGAAAGGUACACCCAAGAUUUCAGGCUUCAAUUUUAUGCAUAAUUACAUUUUGGGCUUUGAUUCAUUUAGUGUUCUGAAAGGAAUGCACCAAAGUCCACACAUUGUUGAGGAGAUAAAUGGCCUAAACGAGCAUUGAUUUUGGUCUGAUUGCCUCCAGCGGAGAGAUUCACUUUGACACAAAUAUGGUUCAUUCUUUUUGCAGUAUACUAGUGUAAUAUCCUGUUUAGAGGGUGAUAGAAAGGUACACCCAAGAUUUCAGAAAAAAGUUUUAGCUUUAAUUCAAUGGAUAAUUGUAUUUUGGGCUUCUAUUCAUUUAGCAUUCUGAAAGAAAUGCACCAAAGUGCACACAUUGUUGAGGAGGUCAAUGGCAUAAACGAGCAUUGAUUUUGGUCUGAUUGCCUUCCGCUGAUACAUUUUCCAUGACACAAAUAUAGUUCAUUCUUUUUGCAGUAUAACUAGUGUAAUAUCCUAUUUUGAGAUCUUUUAUGAUGCCUUAUUGAUUGUAACUUGGGCAUG